AUGAUGAUGAAUUCAGAAAUUAGUAUCAAUGGCAGUAAUGCUUAGUAGCCAAAUCCUAUGUAGAAUAUAGUUAUGAGCAUAUUUAAUACUCAUCAUUAUAGCCAAAUAGUCUAAACAGAUAUCGAUAAUUUCAAUUGGUCAUGCGACGUAAUAUUGAACUCUUAAAAAAUAUAAGAUAAGCAAGCGGAGGAGCAAAAAAUAGAUUAAUUUUUACUUGAUUGGAGGAAUAUGUAUAAAUUUUUUGAAAUCCUUAUUUAAACAAAAUAAGAGAAUUCAAUUUUUGUGGCAUGCGAGCUACUCUAAAAGAUAAUUAGUAGUGAUAAUAGAACAUUUAUUAAUACAAAAGAAGCGUCUUCUCAUCAUUUAAAUAGAGGAAAUAUAUCAAAUUACAUGGAUGUAGGUUCAAGUUUAGCAAAUUCUGAUGAAAGAAUGUCCUCAGAUACUGUAGCCUAUUUGGAGCUAUUUGGAUUUUUCAUGAAAUUUUUAACUCUAAACUAAGACAAAAAAUAUUAAUUACAUACAUAUAAAUCCGUGUGUCAUGUUAUUGCAGUAAUCUUUAAGGCUCUUUGGGGAGAUAACUCGUUUGAUUACUCUACAGAACUUGUAGAAUAUGUUGUAUAGAUUCUUAUCAAUAAAGAGGAUUUCGGUAUCUUAAUAGUAGAUUUCAUUAUCUAAAAUAUCUCUAAUUUUAGCACAAAUAUGGGAUACAUUAUGUAUAGAAGAAUAAUACUAAGCUUUUAAACAUCAGGUUUAGUUCCAAUAAGUUAGCAAGUAGCUUCAAAGCUGUAUUAAUUAUUAGAAAUAGUAGCAGCUUAACCUAACAACCCUUCAAAAAUUUUUGAAAAAUAUGUAGGACUCUUUUUAUAAAUCCUUUCCUUUAACUUUAAUAUCUCAUACUAUGAUUUUGAGACAGAUUAAGAUUACUAAGAUAACUAAUUAAUUUAGUUCCCUGAAAAAAUUGUUAAAAUAUUAGUGAACUUCGAUUUACUAAAGAGAUUGUUUUACACAACUAAGUUGCUGAUCACAGUAAAUUCACAUGUUGGCCUAAAUUUACUUAGAUGCUUGAGCAAAAUUGUUUCUUGCAGGAUAACUCAUUCAGAGUUUGAAGAUAAAGAAAAAAAGAAGGGAUUUAUCUUAUUUUGUUGUGAAGGAAUAACAGAAAUUAUAAGAUCUAUUAAAGUUCUUGAUGAAGAUUUAAAUCUCGAAAUCAUAGAUUAUUGCAAUAGAAUGAUGAAUAAUUUUAGUUUGAAGAAAUUAAGAAAAAUUGAAAAACAAGGUGAAGAAUGGAUUAAUAUCAUGCAAUAAUUUUCCUUAUAUGUCAUUAAUCGUACUCAAUUUAAUGUUAAAGAUGAAGUCAUUCCAAAGUUAAUGAAUUUAUGGAGAAAAAUAGUUAGGUUAUCUAUCAGCAUUAAAAUUCCUAAAUCUAUUACUAAUCCUAUUAAUAAAUUUACUUCUACUCUAAUAUAAACUUUCACUGAAAGAUGUCUUUAACAAGUUUCUUUUUUUGAAGAUGCAAACUUUUUAAGAUUUAAAAAAUUUAAGAAGGCAAUGAGAAAUUUCUUUGAAAACAUUUAUUAUAUUGGAAAUAACGACCUUGAACCUUCGUUCUAAAUUGUUGCUCAUUUGUUUGAAAAGUGUGCUGAAGAAUAUUUUAUUUGUUUGUAAAAUAGAGGAAAUAUAGAUAAUGCAUAAAUGCAAAGCUCAAAUCACAAGAUAUGUUUGUGUUUAGGCCUUGUCAAUUAAUUAAUUCUAGUAUCUUCAGUUGGAAUUGAAAAAUCUAAUUCUUAUAUUUAGCAGUCUGUUUAAGUAUUUGAAUAUAUGGGGAAAAUGAUCGCUAUUUUCUUCAAGAUAAUUGAAAGUUAAAUCAAUUACCCUCAGGCUUAGCUCCCUUUAAUUUAAAACGAACUAACUGAAUUAUCAAUACUUUAUUUUAUGGAAGAGUAUAUUAUUAAAACAUUAGGAAAUAUGGAUACAGAUGAUGCUAAAACAUUUGAUACAACUUCUACUAGCGCCAAGGUAGUUAUUCCUAUUUAAUAAGAAGAAAAUAUAAGAUUCCUUAUAAAUAAUUAUAAUAUUUAUUCACAACAAUCAAUCUAAUAAAAUUAGUACUUUACAUACGUAUAAAAAUAUUUGAAUGUGAACGAAUUUGCUUAGUUGACAUAGAUGAUGGUGAGCAAGUUAGAGUAGAAUGUACAAACUACUAGCAAAAAUGUAUUCGAGUAUUCUCUCCAUGUUAUAAAUUUUAUCUUUCUUAGGCUCAAGCACAAUCUUUCAAGAGGUGUAUUUAAGAAAAUGCCAUUAAUUUUACAGCUUUCUAAUCUUAUUAUGAAGGAAUCUGUAGGAAGGUAACUAUCAUAAGAUAGUUUUAAAAGUAGAACAAAAAUUUAUGAACUAAUUGCGUUUGCAUACAUGGAUGAUCCCUUAGAUAAUUACAUCGAAGCUACUGAUGGUAUUAUAAGAAGAAUUUGUUUCAACCCAUAAAAUUGCACUAAAGCUGACAUGAUCCGUUUCUUUUAUGAUGCAACUGGAUUAGCUAAGCAUAUAGAUUUAGGAGCAAUUUACAAGGUCUUUUUGAAGAAAACGUAUCAUUUAUAUAAGUUUAUUUAUUCUGACCAACUGCUUUCUUAUGGUUUGGAUAUGGAAUUAAUGGUACCAGCUUUAAAGCUUUUAUUAAAUGUUAUUGACAACAAGACUCAAAGAAUUAGUAUUCUGACAAAUUAAAAUUUUGGAUAUCAAAUGUUCAAGGAUUUUUCUGAUUUUUUAAAUAAGUAUGGUAAACUUUUAAUGGAAUACUUCCAGAAUGUAACCAACAAAAAUUAAAAUAAUGAUAAAAUUAAACUUGUGAUGAUAUAUUGGAGAGUUUUAAAUAAAUUUCUUACUAGCAAGCUAAUAAACUUUUCAGUCUUUCAACUUUAUGGAGACUCUACAUUUAUAGAUUACUUAAAAGUUAAUUUGGAUUUAAAAUUUUUGCUUUUUGAAGAAGUAUUUUAGUAUCCAAAAUUAACACAAGUCUUUAUUUAAAAUAUAUUAAUUAUAUCUGAAUAAUUCCAAGAAACUGUAUACUGUUUUAAUGAUGAAAGGUAUGCUAUUAACUUAUUCUUGAUUUCUAAAAGAUUUAUGGAAAAGAUUACUUAAGAAAACUUUAAAUAUGGAAAUUUCAGCACUAUACAUGAUGAUCCAUUAAUUCAAAAUGUAUCACAAGUAAUAUAAAAUCUCUGCAGCUUCUGUGUUGAAGAAAUUAAUUUUAAGAUGACUGAGGAGGUCGAAAGAGGUGUCAAAUCUCUUAUUACUAAUGGUUAUUAGAUUUUUAAUGAAUACAUAGCCUUUUUGUUUAAUAUAUCAUUCAGCUAUGUAAAUAGUAAGAUAUUCGUCAAAAUAUCUAAUGCGCUUUUUGCCUUUAUAGUAUUUAUGCCAAACAUAUUCGAAUAAGUAAGAAAAUAAUAUAUUGAAUCACAAGUUAUGAAUUAACAAGAUAUCAACAUAAUUUAAGAACCAUUAAAUAGCUUGCUGAAGGACAUUACCUUAAAAAUUGAUCCAAUUAACUAAGAUAAAUUUCAAAAUAAUUUCAAACUUAUAAUUAAAUCCAUCAACCAAGGAGGAAAUGAAGCUAGUUAAAUUGGUGGGUAGCUUGAAUACAAUUACUGA
Molecule: messenger RNA, 3645 nt
Organism: Tetrahymena thermophila SB210
Lineage: Eukaryota; Ciliophora; Oligohymenophorea; Hymenostomatida; Tetrahymenidae
Product: exportin-7 protein, putative
Exons: 16
Biological process (GO): protein export from nucleus
Cellular component (GO): nuclear pore; cytoplasm
Molecular function (GO): nuclear export signal receptor activity
Source: RefSeq, a predicted model, not a curated record